Molecule: messenger RNA, 1580 nt
Organism: Gavia stellata (red-throated loon)
Lineage: Eukaryota; Metazoa; Chordata; Aves; Gaviiformes; Gaviidae
Gene: CCDC25
Product: coiled-coil domain containing 25
Exons: 9
Coding region: 51-674 (207 amino acids)
Source: RefSeq, a predicted model, not a curated record
AGCGGCAGCCGUGUGGAGCCCCGGGCCGGGCGGGCUGAGGAGCCGCCGCCAUGGUGUUUUACUUCACCUCCAACGUUGUUCCUUCCGUUUACACCAUUUACAUGGGAAAAGAUAAGUACGAAAAUGAAGACCUAAUAAAGUAUGGCUGGCCUGAAGAUAUCUGGUUUCAUGUGGAUAAGCUCUCUUCCGCACACGUAUACCUUCGGUUACACAAGGGGCAGACGGUGGAUGACAUUCCUAAAGAAGUUUUGAUAGACUGUGCCCAUCUAGUGAAGGCGAAUAGCAUUCAAGGUUGCAAGAUGAACAACGUCAACGUGGUGUACACGCCGUGGACUAACCUGAAGAAGACUGCGGACAUGGAUGUGGGGCAAAUCGGCUUUCACAGGCAGAAGGAUGUGAAAAUGCUGACAGUGGAGAAGAAGGUGAAUGAGAUCCUGAACCGGCUAGAGAAGACAAAAGUGGAGCGCUUCCCAGACCUGGCUGCUGAGAAGGAAGCCCGGGACAGAGAGGAGAGGAAUGAGAAGAAAGCCCAGAUCCAAGAGAUGAAGCGGAAGGAAAAGGAAGAGAUGAAGAAGAAGAAAGAGCUGGAAGAACUUAGGAGCUACUCGUCGUUAAUGAAGGCUGAGAACAUGUCCUCCAAUCAGGAUGGCAACGAUUCAGAUGACUUUAUGUAAAUAAAGACUCUCUCCUUUCUCAAUCAUGAGGUGGUUUGGGAUGUCUUAAUAUGUCACCAUCGCUAAGAAUGCCAAAAAAAACCCCAAAAAAGUGAACUCUGACUCCAUUUCUUCAGGACCUGCUUGGUUCUCCCGGCAGCCUGACCAGCUCUGCCACGGACAACUUCUGAAGGGAGAAGAUCUAUAUGUCUGCACAUACAUCUCUUUUUUUCAGGGACGUGGGUGGAAGGAAGCAGAAUUGACUUUCAGUUCUAUAAAGACAAUGAUAUUUAUUCUAGGGAAGGGGUUGCUGUAGCUUUUAAUCCAACGAGAUUUAAAGAAAAGAAACCAAAUCGUGCUGUCUCACCGCUGUCCUGGCAGCGGAGUGACUUGGAAACGGUUGCCGUUAACUCGGUGUCACCGGUAUGUAAACAAACGCGACGCUGCCGACUGCGUAACUCUUCUCUUCGCGCUGGCGAUGCUCGGCAAAGCUGGGGAAUCCCUCUACAAUUUGAGGGGUGUACAGUUUGGACAAGCUCACGGCUGCUUUGCAGACCUCCCCAGCCCUUGCUGGCAGUAAAUCUGGUGGCUCCUCAUUAAAUACAGAGCUGCAGAUGAUGAAGAUUGAGCUCAGCUGAUGUUGCGGCCUAUGUGAGCGUGUGACCACGGGCUGUGAUACAUGCCUUCAGCACAGAAGGAGAAUAGCCCCCACGGUGUAUUUUCUUCUAAAUUACGCUUGAUUCCCGGGCUGUUCCUUGGAAACCUUCUCUGGAGAGAGAAGUUUGUGAAGAAGAGUUGAGUUUUGCGCAGCGGCUACGCCUGUCCGGGUCAGAGCUCUUGCCCGAGCGCUCCGUAAGGUUUUGUGGCUAAGUCUGUAUGAGACGGUUGUGGUAAUCCUUGCAGCCCCUGUAUAUACGUCACGAUUAA